Molecule: messenger RNA, 1347 nt
Organism: Pseudozyma hubeiensis SY62
Lineage: Eukaryota; Fungi; Basidiomycota; Ustilaginomycetes; Ustilaginales; Ustilaginaceae
Exons: 1
Coding region: 1-1347 (448 amino acids)
Biological process (GO): lipid storage
Cellular component (GO): lipid droplet
Molecular function (GO): lipase activity
Source: RefSeq, a predicted model, not a curated record
AUGCGGCCAACACCAUCGAUCGCGAGCUCGCUCUCCCUGCCCAUCACCACCUCCUUCGCCGGCGCACAGGCACUAUGGUGGCCCUCACCCACAGCCACCCCGCCGCGCGUCGUUCUGCUCUUCAUCCCCGGCAACCCCGGUCUCUCGUCGUACUACAUUGAUUUCCUCCACUCGAUCUACACCUCGUCGUCCCUGAAAACUUCGUCCGUCGAGAUCCUCUCUGUCUCGCAUCGUGGUCAUGCGCCGCUGCCCAAGAUCGGCUCCAACCCCGUAUGGGGCGACAACAAACUCAACCAGGCCCAAGCUAGCAAAGGAUACGGUUGCACGCUCGGCGAUCAGGUUCGACACAAGAUCGCCGUGGUGGAUGCCGUGAACAAGAUGUACAACGUCGACGGGAAGAGGGAGACGAAGGUGGUGUUGGUGGGACACAGUAUCGGAGCGUGGAUAGCGACGGAGGUGUUGAAGGCAAGACCGGACGGGGUUGAUGGACUGCACAUGUUGUUCCCUACGUUGGCGUGGAUUGGGAGGACGCCGAAUGCGAGGAAGAUCAAGUUGGCGUUGUUGAAUCCGGUUUCGAUGGCGUUGUUGUCGAUACCUUUGUUGGUGUUUACGUUGUUGCCGUUGUGGGUGAUGGUGUGGUUGGUGAGGUUGAUUACGGGGCAGCCGGAAGCAGCGGCGUUGGCGACGGCGGAUUUGCUCACGACCCGAGGUGCGGUGUUCAACGCGCUCAGGAUGGCAAAGGACGAGUUCUCGACAGUGCAGCAGCUGGAUGCGUCGACGGUGGACUCGAUCAGCAAGUUUACGAGCGAAGCGGCGGGUGGAAGGGUGCGUUCCUACUGGGCGAGCGAAGACAGCGAUUCGUGGGCACCCUCGUGGAUCCGCACCCAGGUGGAAAGCUCUCUCAGCCUGCAUCGAGUCCACCUUCCACCCGGUCUAGGACUCGACGCCACGCGACCGCGCCUCGGAAGCGUCGGAGCCAAAUCUCACGUCCGAACCCGCAGCUUCAGCGUGUCCGAAUACCGCUCUUCUCCGGGCAGCAUCCCCGAUCUGCGAAACGCGAAAGCCAUCCGCAAACCCAACGGUGAGAUCGUCAUCGAAGCACAGGUCAACGAGUCCAGCAGCGACAGCGAGGACGACUUUGUCUCCUCGUCGGCGGCGGCAAAUGGGAAGCCGGACACCGGAGCAAGCGCACGAGGCAUGCAGUAUCAUUACGGAAGGUCGAGGGCGACGAGCACGCACUGCAGGAUCGGGAUGCCCCACGCUUUCUGUCUGAAGCAUUCGGAUGAUAUGGCUAAAGUUGUAGGUCACUGGAUUGCGUAUGAUCACUUGUCGAGGAACGGACAGUAG